UCUAUGAAUGAAGCAGAUAAUAAAUAUGAAUUCGGGCGCAUGCUAAGGAUAUGCCAGUCAUAAUUAGAAUAAUUAACAACAUUGUGAGAGAAAAGAUUAUCGCCAUUCGCGUUUCAGGAAUCCUGGAUCUUUCUAGAUUCCAAACACCACUCCGAAUAUGCCACUGUUCCAUGUCUCUGAGGGAGGCAAUCCAAGCGUCCAGUUAAAGAUUAGUAGGUUCCUCGUAUUUCUACUUCCACGGUUCCUGAUUUUCCAUCAUAUUGUGUAAACCCUGUUAAUGAUAUGCACAGACAAACUCGACAACUGGAAACGUCUUCGACAAUUGCUUUUCCCAGAAAGAGCGGAUGUUUGUCGAGCUAUUUUCUCGGAAAUGAAUGACCUUACUAUCCAUCAAAUAUCAUAUUUCAGAUGGUUUUCUUUAUAAGUAGAAACCGAAAGCGACCAUAUUGAAAAACAUAUGGCCGUUUGAUUAUUUAUGAUGUGUCUGAGGCCAUAUGCAACACGGGCUCAAACCGCUUCAAAAUUCAAAUCCUUCGUCAUCGAUCUCAACUGUUUGUCAAUUCUGUUUUUCAAAUUUCUUUGUUGGGCCCCAAAAUCUUUGCUCUCAGGAUUGGAAAUUCGAAAUCUUUUACGUAAUGAUGACCGAGUUAAAUGUGGUAACCGGCCACAAAAAUUCACGUUAAAGCCUAAUGAUACCACGAUCGCCUGCAAAGGUGAGAACGUUACUCUGAAGUGGCAGUAUUAUUAUCCAAGUUAUUUUAAACUCAUUGAAGUUUUCUUUGGCGUUUGGACGAAUCCUGCAUCAGCGGCACGCUUAAGUCUCAUUGCAGUCAAUAGCAGGGGCUUUGUUCAGUACAGAAAGGAGAACAAGUCGCGACUGAGUUGGAAAGGAAACAUAACAUCAUCAGUGGCUGUAUUUGUUCUACACAAUGUGAAACCUGAGGAUGGGAACAAGUAUUUCGGGAUACAUGUGGAGUUUGACUUACACUAUCCACUCAUCGACACAUUGAAGCUUCAAGUGGAGGAAAGAAGUAAGAGUGGCUACUGUCGUGGUGAUAACACACCCGAAAUAGGUAAAAAGCAGAGAUUUACUUUGAAACCUAACAACCCAACAAUAGUCUACAAGGGCAAGAGUGUUUCUUUGGAAUGGCGGUAUUAUCAUCCGAGUCGUAUGAAGCUCGUUGAAGUGUUCUUUGGAAUUUGGACUAAUCCUACCUCAGCGGCCGAAAAGAGUCUUGUUGCCGUCAACAGUAGUGGUGCUGUUGAAAUGAGACAAGAGUACGAGUCACGUUUAAGUUGGAAAGGAAACGUAGCAUAUUCAGUGGCUGAGUUUGUUCUACACAAUGUGCAACCUGAGGAUGGGAACAAGUAUUUCGGGAUACAUGUGGAGUUUGACUUACACUAUCCACUCAUCGAUACAUUGAAGCUUCAGGUGGAAACAAAACAUAUUCCAUUAAUCAAGUCUGUCACAUCUCCACCCACGCUCAGGACAGGACAGUCUGUGAGCCUUGAUUGUAUUGCAAACAAAAGUGUGUCUCCUGUUAAAGUCACGUGGUACAGGAAACAAACAAAAUUAGUAAGUGGCAUUUCUGAGGCGGUAGUCACCCUCAAUAACAUCACAUCCAAGGAUUCUGGCGAGUAUAAAUGUAUCGCUGAAAACCACGAGGGAGAAGACAGAAAGAUUGUUUACCUUAAAGCAGAAAGUGAACCAACCAAUGGAACUACAGUUAAAAUUGAUCCGACGGCCUUCCGCAGUCACACAGAUCUUGAGAGCUCAGUGAAACCUCUCAGCUCAAAAGAGUCGAGGAAAUUCUCACAGAAAACAGAAAAUUUGAUCGAUGGAUUCACGUUUGCUUUAAUAGCAAUCGUUGCCUUAAUCAUCUUUGGUGGGUGUUCUUAUUUCUUGUGCCGAAGAAAAUACAAGCCCGUGAAGGAAAGUCCUGAGAGUCGCCGAGGCAGAAUACGGAUAACAGCUUAUUCAUUUGCAUCUGAAAUGGAUCUCUCGUCUGACGCGACCGAAGGUACUGUCGACGAAAGAAGUUCCGUUUCACCAACAGAGGUAUACUCUGGUAUGGCAGAACAACAGGAGACGUCGAUUCGGAACAUAAGAAGCAUCUACAAGAGGCCAAGAACAUCGGAAUGUCUUGUACUAACAUCAUUUCGACCUCUUGAAACUACACCAUACGAGUUACCUAAAGUUCUAAAAACAUUUGGUGCUCACGAGGAAAGUGAAAUGAGUAACAGUGCAGCCCCAAAAAUUUGUCCCUCUGAACAUUACCUUCAACCGGUAGACAAUGAUGAUUCACAACCCAGUUUUGAAAAUACGGAGUGUAGCAAAUUGAGCAAGCAAGAAAUCCAGAUGGUGUGCCCAAAACGCCCCCGGCCAAAACCAAGGAAAAAGCUCAGUAAAAAAGCGCCAGGAACAUUAUCUGUUGAAAGUCCUCAAACAUGCCGCGAAGAAACGUCCUAUCAAAAUGCAAGCUAUUCAACAGCCCAUUGCAAGAGAACAGCAGAUCAAAAUUCAUCUCAGUUAUCAACCGAAGCGCGCGUGGAGUCGCCAUACACACCCGUAUACAGCAACAAAAACUGGGAGGUGCUUUCCGAUCACUUGUCACUGAUUGAGCGAAUCGGUGGUGGAACUUUUGGUCAGGUGUGGAAGGGUACUGCACUGGAUGUGGGUUGUACAAGAGGGUGGUCGGUUGUGGCUGUUAAAAUGUUGAAGGAACACUUCUCAAAGUCGGACCUGAGGGAUUUGUUGUCAGAGCUGGAUUUGCUGAAGAAACUGAAACCUCAUCCUAACGUGAUUCAACUUUUGGGCUGUUUAACCAAAGAUGGCAUUCGAUUUGAAGGAGGGCGCACGUUUAAACCACCCCUUGUUAUUCUGGAGUUUGUCCCUCACGGAGAUCUUCUUGGAUUUUUGAAGAGAAGCAGAGGGGAGAGAGAUGAUUAUUAUGAUUUCAAAGGCAAAGAAAUUCCGAGAAAAAUAUCCACAGAACAACUUUACAAAUUCGCGUCUGAUAUCGCACGGGGAAUGGAAUUCAUUUCAGCCCACCAGCUUAUUCACCGAGACCUAGCAGCGAGAAACGUUCUGGUUGGAGCGGGUCUGCACUGUAAAAUUACUGACUUUGGGAUGGCCAGAGACCUUGGAAGAGGCGAAAUUUAUGUCAGAAGGUCUAAUGGAGUUAUGCCUGUAAAGUGGAUGGCAGUCGAGUCCUUGACAAAACAAAUUUAUACUACAAAAAGUGACGUGUGGAGUUACGGUAUUGUUCUGUACGAGAUUUUUACCCUUGGUGGAAACCCUUAUGAGGGUUUGACGGGAGAAGAAGUCUUCAAGUACAUUGCAAGCGGUCACAGGUUACGAAGAACUUCAGAAAUCAGCCCAGAAUUAUAUAACCUCAUGCUGCAAUGUUGGCAGGAGGACCCCUCCGACCGUCCAACAUUUAGCACGAUCGCAUCUUCGACCGAAACUCUUGCCUACCACCCCUGAGAGAAGGAAUGUCACCCGUUCCUAUGGGAGCCGAUGGGUACGAUUCGUGAAAAGAUAUUUGAUAGCAGUUCAAAACCAGAUCUAGACUAGAUCUAGAAAAUAGUCCACGGAAAUCUUGUCGGAUUAUGGCGGAUACAUCAAGUUUUACUUGAAUUCCUCAUAUCUACACCGUUCCCACGAAUAGCACAAAGAUUAUUACAACUUAUCGGGAGAAUCUUUCUGUAUCUGGUAGACUACCGAGAUCCAGUUGGUCUAAAUGACAACAGAGAGUAACACAGUAGACCACGAGAAAAGGUGGCGAAAAUCAUAGAAGAAAGUGGUGGAGUAGCAAAAUAUUUAAGGUAGGAAUAACGACGUGAAUCUCUAAACCAAAUCUUGGAGGCACAUGAGGUCGACAAGAAUAACAUCACCUGAAGAGAAGCAAUGAAAAUGAACAGCCAAAAACAGGGUCUAGCGGAGAUCCACGAUCGACGUUCUAUGCUCCCCAGCAGGAACGAAAACGGCCUUCGGCCCUGUUUCUUAGCACGCCUCCAAUACCGGACACCAACCGCUUUGGAAUAAGGUUAAGUUUAUUGAACAUGAUCCCCACUAGUACAUUCGCAGGGUCAAAGAGGCUAUUCAUAUAGGACUUCACCCUGUCAACAUCAACAGGGACAGUGGAAUAGAAAUUCCUGAAGCGUGGAUGGCCACGAUCAAAAAACACGAUAACAGGAGAGCCGUACGACGUCUUACUGCCGAGAGGACAACUCACUAACAUCGAGGAUCGAAACGCGCCAAUCACAGCUGUGAAAUACCAGCCAAUCACGGCGGAGCAUUCUGCUUUAUAAGUAGACCCGAAACCAGUCAGCCUUAGCGCUUGAUGAAGACUAGCAGUAUGCAGUCGAAACAUCGUGAUCCAAAUCAUAAGUGACUAUAUCGUGAGAAAAACAAUAAUACUUUAUUAUUAUUAUUCAAAAUUACUUGUGCGAAGAAUUCAAAAGCAAGCCCUACUCCUCGAUCAAAAGCUGAAUACGCAACAAUCAUGUCAGUUAUUGUUAUUGCCGGAUGAUUCAAGGUGCAAAUAAUGAGAAUUGUGAGAAGAGAAACUUGAAUAGAUUGAAGUUUGUCAGUCACUGAUAUGAUGGAGACCCAUCAGUAUACGGUAAACACUUUUUUCGUUGCUGAUUCUUUGAUUAGUGUUCUGCAAUCAGCCAAUUUAAGAAAUUUUAAGUCGUCCCUAUUUUAUCUGCAAUUACCUCAGAAAAAAAAAACGCGAACGAACAGGUGCAGACGUUUUUCUCUAUAACUACAAUCUUUUAGGUCUAAGUUAAUUUAAUCUUAUCCAAACUUCGCGUACGCAAAGGAAAAAAUUAAUGAUUUGCCUUAAAAAAAGAUAGCAGUUUCAGCCCGAGAAACCGAAAUGCACCAAUCGUGAAGGAUUAUGAAUUGGCAUAAGAUGACGCUUCAUGCAAUCGAAAAGUUGCGAUCUACCUUGCAAGAAGGGACUAAUUUCAUCUUCAGAGAGGUUCGACGGGAUUGGUACUUUAAUUGUGAGUCGUGGUGGAACGAUAGAUUAGCAAUUCAAAGGUGGAAAAGAAUCAAAGUUUUAUUCAGAUUAAAUUAAGAACGCUUAAUAAUGAAUCAUUGUCCUCUUAGUAAAUU
Molecule: messenger RNA, 5128 nt
Organism: Stylophora pistillata
Lineage: Eukaryota; Metazoa; Cnidaria; Anthozoa; Scleractinia; Pocilloporidae
Biological process (GO): cell surface receptor protein tyrosine kinase signaling pathway; protein phosphorylation; positive regulation of kinase activity
Cellular component (GO): plasma membrane; signaling receptor complex
Molecular function (GO): transmembrane receptor protein tyrosine kinase activity; ATP binding
Source: RefSeq, a predicted model, not a curated record